AUGAAUUCUAUUAUGGGCAAGCCACUUUUGGAGAUUGGUGGCAAUGAACGCCGCACUCUAUCAAAAAGCUCUAUCUCAAGUUAUAAGACUAUGAAUAGAACACAGUCAAUGGCUAUUUAUGGCCUAUUUGAAGAUGAACCAGAAACACUUCCAGGACUUGGAGGUGCAAUUCAGGGAUCUUCUUUAAGUGAGGCAGUAUCAGCAAUGGUAAACACUAUGCUUGGAAUUGGCACUCUUGCUAUACCUUUGGCAUAUGCAGCUAAUGGUCUAUUACAGGGAAUAUUGCUUACAUUUUUCUGUGCAUUUCUAUCGUCUCUUUCACUUUAUCUUCUUUCUUCAAUAGCAAUGGAGUAUGGUGACGAUGUUAGUUUUUACUCCGUUACUUCUAAUCAUAUUCCCGGACUUAAGUGGAUUGUUGAUAGUGCAAUUGUUAUAAAAUCUUUAGGAGUAUCUACAUCAUAUCUUAUGGUUGUUGGAGAUUUGGUAUACUCGUUAUUCUUCUAUAAUAAUUCUUAUGGGAUUGAUCCAAAAGUUCUGAGAGCCAUUGUUCUAUUAACAUCGGUCGUUUUCUUUAUAGCUCCAGCCUCUUUCCCUCAUAAGCUUAAAUCUAUGAAAUACACUAACUGGCUUAGUGUAAUUUGUAUAUUAUAUGUAGUUCUUGUUGUAUUUUUCAGGCUCUUAUAUAACACAAGUAAAAUUUAUUUAUCUAGGUUCGAAGAACAGCCUGCCCUUAUUACUGGUAAUUUGGACUACUUUAGCACAUUUUCAUUGCGUAGAACCCUUGAGACUUUCCCUAUACUUAUUUUUGCAUUUACUUGUCAACAAAACAUCUUUACAGUAUCCAAUGAACUUCACGACAGAACUUUGAAUAGACUUUCUAAGAUCAUUAUAGUUUCUAUUGGAACAGGUAUACUGGUUUAUUGCACUAUUGGAAUAUCUGGGUACUUACUUUUUGGACGUUUAAUCAACAAAGCUAAUGUAUUGGAGUUAUUUAAAACCAAUACUUUUGAUGUUUUUAUUGCAAAGCUCUUUAUUGCAGUUUCUAUGGUAUUUUCUUUUCCAAUCCAAUGUCAUCCAUGUAGAAGAUCUUUAUCUAUUUUACUUUAUAGUGGUGUAACUGAGAUGGAGCCUAAGGCUGAGAAGAGAGCUUUGAAUCUUAUUACAAUUUUUAUCCUCGUUUUGACGACAUCUUGUGCCAUUUACUUCACAAAUCUUGGGCUUGCUUACGAACUUGUUGGUACAAUAUGUAGCAACACCACUGCCUUUAUAAUACCUUCUCUUUUAUAUAUUAAGGUAUUUAAGCACAAGGGGCUAACUAUUGAGAAAUUUCUCGCGUUUUUCCUACUUAUUAUGGCAAUUAUGAUCCUCAUUUUGUGUUUAAGUGCAAUUUUCAUUGGACUUUUGAAAAAGUAA
Cryptosporidium ubiquitum is the source of this 1413-nucleotide messenger RNA. RefSeq names its product amino acid transporter. The record is from RefSeq and is a predicted model, not a curated record. The coding region runs from base 1 to 1413 and encodes 470 amino acids. Lineage: Eukaryota; Apicomplexa; Conoidasida; Eucoccidiorida; Cryptosporidiidae. Gene Ontology annotation, biological process: amino acid transmembrane transport. The transcript has a single exon. Gene Ontology annotation, molecular function: amino acid transmembrane transporter activity.